AUGUAUUUCAAACAAAUCCUCGUAACCUCCCUCCUAGCCCUCCUCAGUGGCUCCGUUGUCGCUCACGGCCAAUACGGCGCUGUUCCCAGCCAAUCCAUGGCCCCCGAGUCCUCUACUGGCCACAACUCCUCCAUGGCGUCACAGUCAUCCAACACCACGGCUGGCACCUCAUCCAUGGCACGGACUUCCUCAGUGCAAUCUAACUCCACGGCUGGCACCUCAUCCAUGGCACGAACUUCCUCAAUGGCACCUAACUCCACGACAACUACUUCGGGCUCUUACACCUCCACUCCAUCCACCCUGAGCUCGUCUAUGAGACCUACUUCCUCCAAUGCUACCUCCAGCGACUCUGGCGUGCUCGGCGGUCUUCUGGAUAACAAGAAGCUGAACCUCCGUGCUGAGCCGGGUCCGAUGGACGAGUUUACUCGUGCUAUGCCAUCUGGCGAUUAUAGCCAGCCUGCGGCGCAGCCUGCUGCUUAUCCUACCAAUUAA
Penicillium cinerascens is the source of this 492-nucleotide messenger RNA. RefSeq lists its product as uncharacterized. The record is from RefSeq and is a predicted model, not a curated record. The transcript has a single exon. NCBI's taxonomy places the organism in Eukaryota, Fungi, Ascomycota, Eurotiomycetes, Eurotiales, Aspergillaceae. Bases 1 to 492 code for a protein of 163 amino acids.